CUCUCUCUCUCUCUCUCUCUCUCUCUCUCUCUCUCUCGGAAUCAAGAACAGUAAAAAGAUGAGAAUGAUAAGAGAUGAAAAAGACCAGGAAUACAAGAAAGGUUUAUGGACAGUGGAAGAAGACAAGAUCCUCAUGGAUUAUGUCCGAACUCACGGCCAAGGCCAUUGGAACCGCAUCGCCAAGAAGACAGGGCUCAAGAGAUGUGGGAAAAGCUGUAGAUUAAGAUGGAUGAACUACUUAAGCCCUAGUGUAAACAGAGGAAAUUUCACUGACCAAGAAGAAGAUCUCAUCAUCAGACUCCACAAGCUCCUCGGCAACAGAUGGUCGUUGAUUGCGAAAAGAGUACCGGGAAGAACAGACAACCAAGUAAAGAAUUAUUGGAACACUCAUCUUAGCAAGAAACUCGGUCUUGGAGAUCAUUCAUAUGCUGCCAACCCGGCUUGCGGCACAGAGACUCCAGCGUCUUUGGUCACCGCAACAACCAAAACUUCUUCACCACCGUCUUUGGUCGUCACAACAACUACAACUUCUCCGUCUCAUCAAGAUGUUGGUGAUGAAAAAGUUUCGACUUUAAGAUCUGACAGUACGGACGAAAAUUCAAAACUCAAUACAAAAUCCAAACCUGUCUACUCAAUACAACCCGACGUCGAAGUUGCAGCUACCAUUCCAAAUCUGUUCGACACUUUUUGGGUUCUUGAAGACAACUUCGACCUUAGUUCACUCACAAUGAUGGAUUUUGCAAAUGGGUAUUGCCUCUGAAUAUCGUUUAUGAGGCUUCUAAGAUAUAAUUAUCGAAGAUUAAAUUAAUCGAACAAGAAUAAGAAUAUUUAUGAAUACAAUUUAUUUUCUAUGCUUCUAUAGUUUUUGUACUUCUUCUGUGAGAAGGAUAUGCAUAAACAGAUAAUAAAUAAAUUAAAAAGAUGAUUU
Raphanus sativus (radish) is the source of this 928-nucleotide messenger RNA. RefSeq names its product transcription factor MYB23. NCBI's taxonomy places the organism in Eukaryota, Viridiplantae, Streptophyta, Magnoliopsida, Brassicales, Brassicaceae. The transcript has 3 exons. Bases 59 to 760 code for a protein of 233 amino acids. The record is from RefSeq and is a predicted model, not a curated record.